Messenger RNA from Marmota flaviventris (yellow-bellied marmot), 2841 nucleotides. Its product is annotated as adhesion G protein-coupled receptor E4-like. The record is from RefSeq and is a predicted model, not a curated record. Gene Ontology annotation, biological process: adenylate cyclase-activating G protein-coupled receptor signaling pathway; cell surface receptor signaling pathway. Gene Ontology annotation, molecular function: G protein-coupled receptor activity. Gene Ontology annotation, cellular component: plasma membrane. NCBI's taxonomy places the organism in Eukaryota, Metazoa, Chordata, Mammalia, Rodentia, Sciuridae.
UUAUGGCUGAAUAAGAUGCCUUUUAAAGUGUUGGAAGGCUCAUUGGGAGUGAGGAGCUCCUGCCUCCUCCCCAGAGACCCUCGAUUGCUGCUCCCGGUCGCCGGUGCUAUGGGAAGCAGGUGUCUGGCCCUGCUCUCAGCUGUCAGUGUCUUGCUGGCUUCAUCAGGAUCAGAGGCGCAGACUUCUAGAGAUUCCUGCCCUCCCUGCCCUGAAACUGCUGUCUGCUACAACAGCACCCACUGUGUUUGCAGAAACGGGUUCAAGUACUCGUGGCUGGGGAGAAUCUUCCACACAUCCUACCUCAAGUGUGAUGAUGCUGACGAGUGUAGGAGCGAGUUGGCAAAGUGCAAGGAAAUGUUCUGUAGUAAAAAGAUCGGGUAUUACCUCUGCGUCUGUGUGGUUCAACGCUCUUUCUUCCACUGGCUCUCUGGUCCCUCUGAUACUGAACAUGCAGAAUGUCACGAGAACGAGGAUGGAAACAUGAACUCACAGCAGAACGUUUGGGAAGAUCUGUCGAAAAAUAAGAGCCAAAAGGAUUUUGCAGAAAAGGCUACCAUCCUACUUAAGCGUGUGGAACUGGAAAUACUGAAUAAGAAUAUUGAUUCUCCAGGAAAGGGCGAAAACCCCCUGUUUGACCUAGUCUAUGAAACCAAGAGGUGCAGGGAGGAGACUGUGCUGGAGGCUGGGAACAACACGAUGGACCUCAACUGCACUGGCGCCUUCAAGGACACCACAAGAGACAAGAGCAUAGUUGCUCUGAUCACUUAUCGAUCUCUUGGGAAUUUUCUGAACGGAUCCUUUUUCAGUGAUCGAAGGAGGAAGCUGGGAGCCAGGCUGAACUCCCAGGUUGUGAGUGGCACCGUUGGUGACAAGGUCAACCUGUCUGAACCCACGUUCCUGACCUUUCAACACACUCAGCCUGGUGGUGAGACGGCAAAGCAUCUCUGCGUCUACUGGGAAGGGUCAAAGGAUGGGGGCAGCUGGUCGACGGAGGGCUGCUUCCAUGUGGGCAGCAAUGAUUCCCACACCAGGUGCAAGUGCUUCCACCUGUCCAGCUUUGCUGUCCUCGUGGCUCUGACGCCCAAGGAGGAUCUGGUGCUGACUGUGAUCACCUACGUGGGACUGGGGCUUUCCCUGCUCUGCCUCCUCCUGGCAGUCCUCACCUUCCUCCUGUGCCGACCCAUCCAGAACACCAGUACCACGCUCCACCUGCAGCUCUCCCUCUGCCUCUUCCUGGCCCACUUCCUGUUCCUCACGGGCAUCAACAGGACUGAGCCUGAGAUGCUGUGCUCCAUCAUUGCAGGGGUACUGCACUACCUCUACCUGGCCGCCUUCUUCUGGAUGCUCCUGGAAGGACUACACCUUUUCCUCACCGUCAGGAAUCUUAAAGUGGCCAACUACACCAGCACGGGAAGAUUCAAGAAGAGGUUCAUGUACCCCCUGGGCUACGGCAUCCCAGCUGUGAUUGUCAUUGUGUCCGCGAUAGUUGGACACCAAAACUAUGGCACAUAUACUCACUGCUGGCUCAAGCUCGAUGAAGGAUUCAUCUGGAGCUUCAUGGGGCCAGUGGCCCUCAUUAUCUUGAUAAACUUGGUGUUGUACUUCCAAAUUCUGUGGAUUUUGAGAAGCAAACUUUCCUCCCUCAAUAAAGAGGUCUCCACCAUUCAGGACACCAGGGUCAUGACAUUUAAGGCCAUUGCUCAGCUAUUUGUGCUGGGAUGUUCCUGGGGCCUUGGUUUCUUCAUGGUUGAAGAAGUAGGGCAGACGGUGGGAUUGGUCAUCGCCUACCUGUUCACCAUCACCAAUGUCCUGCAGGGGGUUUUGCUUUUCGUGGUUCACUGCCUCCUUAAUCGCCAGGUGCGAAUGGAAUACAAGAAGUGGUUUAGCAGGGUGCAGAGGGGUGUUGAAACGGAAAGUACAGAGAUGUCUCGCUCCACUACCCACACCAGAAUGGAGGAGCCAGGGAAGUCCUCGGAACUCGGUCACUGAAGACACCCUGUCCAUCUGACUGAUGCAGCUCCUCCCCGCUCCUCAGCUGGGGACCGAGAACUGGCUUGUGUCCACACGCUCAUGUGGCUGCACAGUGACUAGACUAACACCACCCUCUCUCCCUUCUCAUGAAAAGUCUGCACUUGGUUAAUUUGGCUUUUCUUUCCAGAGAAAGAACGGGGUAUGCAGGAGGUAUUGCACCCACAUUCAUGUGCAAUUAAGUGCAACGAGGUGUUGGAAAGAUGCUUUUCACUGAGGGGGAAAGUUGGUGGAUUUUCUUCCUCCAGCCGUUGCCACCUUGCCUGGGAUGCCGGAGCUGGGGUCUGGAGGCCGCUCACAACCCCCCUCUGGCUUCUCUGCUGGUGUCGAGGUCUUGCACCUGCGCUCCAGGUCCACACAGCCCAUAUGGAAACACAGAAAUGGGGGCUGAAUUCCUGCAGGGCAGAAGCAGCCACCACCCUUGUCUAGGGACACAUUGUCAGGAGAAAUCCUGGGCAAGUCACUGCCACCACCCCAACUUUCUUUGCCAGGUGAAUCUUUGAACCUACGUGUAUACCUGGGUUAAAGACUAUCUUGUCUCCUAGUGUCGCUUUUCACAAGUCUCAGCCCGCCAAGGCAAGGGCUUGGCGCUAUUUGUUUUAUUUUCCAUUUCUCAUUUCUUCUCCAAUGUUAUUGAUUUUGGGGUGUAUUUGUUUCAGCACACUAACCAACCCAUCACGGUCACCUGACUUAUCAGAGGACAUUUUUCAAAAAUGUUUUAAAUUAUAACGACUGUCCACGUUAAAAUCACAGGCAAGAGUCACCAUAGUUUAUUUGAGGAAAUUUCAAAUAAAUUGAAAUUUGGUGGUUUGA